AAAGCAUCAAGUAUUAACUCUUGCAUAGAGUACUCCGUAGAUAACAGUGAAGUCAAACCAUUGGAUACAUACAUUUUGCUUUUGUCUAAUGUUUAUAUGUUUACCAGGGGUACCACAAUACCACACAUAAUCACCGUACAUUAGACUAUUUACACUCAGAAGGUAACAUGGAAAAUACUCGGAUUAACAACCCAUCACUGCGACUUCAGCUCCUCACUAUUCAGGUGUAUUCGUACUCUUCUGCACCCCGAAAAUCACUGAUGUAAUCCAAGCUCUCCCCAUACCCCAUAAUUGCAACACCCCUUCCACUGACAUCAUCUCCACUUCAUCCGCAUUUUUCCUACUUCAAUCACCAAUUCCUUCAUUCCAUACAAACUACCUGUAAUAAAUCAAGAGAAUCGAAGGACAAAAUGGCCGUCCCGUUCAUCCCCAUCUUCCCGAUCUGCUUCCAGUGCGGAACGGAUCAGAAUCCUUGUCGGUGUAAGGUUGUUGGGCCGACUAUUGGUUUUGUGGUUACUAUUCUCGCGGCUGUUGUCUGCUAUCCCGCCUCGCUCUUCUGCGGCUGUUGCAUGACCAAGACUGGGAAGGAUGUGCUUGCAUAUCCGGUGAAAUUGAACGCGCAAGUUAGCGAUCUUAUACCUAUAUGACAUGGCGUUCGCGGAGUAUUGGAGUACAAACAGGUAGUUCCUUAAUGGUUUAGUAUUUAUAUGGACUAAAAAGCGUGUAAUGCGAAUCUAGUUGCCAU
This is a messenger RNA of Aspergillus ruber CBS 135680, 745 nucleotides long. RefSeq lists its product as uncharacterized. The transcript is spliced from 4 exons. Bases 411 to 647 code for a protein of 78 amino acids. The record is from RefSeq and is a predicted model, not a curated record. NCBI's taxonomy places the organism in Eukaryota, Fungi, Ascomycota, Eurotiomycetes, Eurotiales, Aspergillaceae.